CAGCUCAGCAGCCUCGGUGGCCAUGCCCACUGUCACUAGCGCCCUCCCCUCUCAGUGACACUGACUUUAAAUCCCUUCUCAGCCUCUCAUAGUAGUAGAACUCUGGAAACAUGAAUUGCAGAGAAGACACUGGCAGAAGAAGGGGCAUUAGCACCAGUGCUCAGUAAGCUGGAGCCCCCUGCACAUCUCAGACCUGAGGCAGCUGCAGCACAUCAGUGAUAUCAUUGUCCUCCAGAUCCUUCUCUAGGAAUUCCUCUGGAUGCCUGAGGAGCACCACAGCUGCCCAUGGAACCUGUCCUGCCAAACGUAACCACCAUCUCUGGCUGAUUCUACCUGGGCUGUAGGCUCUUAUUAUUUUUGUAUUUCUUCUUGGAGGAUCUCCUUAGACUUUAACCAUGAAUUUCACCAUACAGAAUGAUUCUUCUGACAUUAAUUCCACAAAUGUCACUGACAAUGUGGUUAACCCCUUCCUCCAGCCACCCUGGCAGAUAGCCCUCUGGGCUGUAGCCUAUUCCAUUAUAGUGAUUAUCUCUGUAGUUGGGAACAUCAUUGUCAUGUGGAUCAUCUUAGCCCACAAGAGAAUGAGGACUGUCACCAACUAUUUCUUGGUCAACUUGGCUUUUGCUGAAGCUUCUAUGUCAGCCUUCAACACUGUGGUGAACUUCACCUACGCCAUCCAUAACCACUGGUACUAUGGGCUGAUCUACUGCAAAUUCCAUAACUUCUUCCCCAUAUCUGCUGUGUUCACCAGCAUCUACUCCAUGACAGCCAUAGCACUGGACAGGUAUAUGGCUAUUAUCCAUCCACUCAAGCCAAGACUUUCUGCUACUGCAACAAAAAUUAUCAUCUGUGUCAUCUGGGGUUUCUCCUUCUGCAUGGCCUUCCCUCUGGGCUAUUAUGCAGAUGUGGACUAUAUGCAAGGCCGUGAUGUGUGCUACUUGGACUGGCCAGGCUAUGAAUUGAAUCGAAAGUAUGAAAAAAUGUACCAAGUGUCUGUUUUUUGCCUGAUCUACGUACUGCCUUUGCUGGUGAUAGGGUGUGCAUACACCUUCAUUGGUAUGACUCUGUGGGCCAGUGAGAUCCCUGGAGACUCAUCAGACCGAUACCACGAACAGGUGGUAGCAAAACGCAAGGUGGUGAAGAUGAUGAUCGUGGUAGUUUGCACAUUUGCAGUUUGCUGGUUGCCGUAUCAUAUCUACUUUCUUCUGCAAACCCUCAGUUACACAAAUCAGAAAUUCUACCAGCAACUUUACCUGGCCAUUAUGUGGCUUGCGAUGAGCUCCACCAUGUACAACCCCAUAAUUUACUGUUGUCUGAAUGACAGGUUUCGCAUAGGCUUUAAGCACGUCUUUCGAUGGUGCCCGUUCAUCCGUGCGGGUGAGUAUGAAGGUCUGGAAAUGAAAUCUACACGCUACCUUCAAAACCAGAGCAGCAUGUACAAAAUCAGUCGUAUCGAAACCACCGUAUCGUCUGUCCUAAGUGCCAACGACGAAGAAGCAGAAGAGAAUGGGAAGAUCAACAAACGUCUGUCAUUGGACCUCACCUCCAAUGGUUCUUCUCGCAGUGUCUGUAAGACCAUGUCUGACUCAUCCAGCUUCUACUCAAAUAAUUUAUCAUAAGUUAUGUCUCAUCAACACUAGGAUAUCCCUAGGUGUUCAUUCCAUGGUUCGAACCUCCGCUAGGCUGCUUAACCCUUACUAAGGGGUUCUAUAAUUUUCUAUCCAUCUUUGCCCUGACUACAAGUCAAAUCAAUUUUGUUUACAAUUUCAGGGUCUUUUUUUGUUAAUUUUCUCAUUGAGAAAUGUUUACAUCCUAGCAAAUUUUCUGUCUUUAGAGAUUUUUUUCGAUUUUAAAUAUGCCAAACAUUCAGGUCUAGGAAAUACUGACCCUAUUAUGGCCAGUUGUAACCUGUUUACAUUUUCCACACAUGCAACAAAUCCCAACAGAAAAUCUUAAAAUUUCAGUAAAUUUACACCUCAGGGAGUACCACAGUAUCCCGAAUUAUCACAAGAGAUUUUUCUUUUGCAGCCUUCUCUCUGCUUUUCCUAGACCGAGUGACAACACGUUCAUGUGUCAUGUGGCCUAGAAGCAACUCAGCCCCAUGCAAGUAAAUGUGGCUGCGCAUGAUACCAAGCACAGCUGCAAUACUAUGUACAGCACUGUGCUUGGUGAGCUUCAAAAAGGUCUUCCGGUGCCUUCUCAAAAUAGCUAAUCAGCAGGGGUUCCAGAGGGUCGGACCCCCACCGAUUAGAUACUGAUGACCUAUCCAGAGGAAUAGGUCAUUACAAAAAUCUCAGAAAACCCUUUUAACUCUCCUCCAGAAGGAAGAAAAUUGUCUCUCAUAAGCCACCUUUAGGUUGCUACCCUGUAAGCCAAUGUCCAACCCAUUAAAGAGCCUUGGAACAGAGAAUUUAGACAAACUAUAGACUCCUCCAAAAGAAAGUAACACAUCUGUAGAAUGCUGUUUUGGGGUUCUUGCUCCCUAUCAGUACACAGCAGUGUAAUGGUUGGCAGCAUGAGAGGUCUUUGAUGUAGCUCUCAGGGAGUACCGUUUCUGCUUGCAGAUGACCAGUUGCAGUAGGGUGUCUUAUAGGCCAUAGGGUGUCUUAUAGGCAGUAGGGUGUCUUAUAGGCAAUGUUACCUCUCCUACAGGAGGAAGAAAACUUUCUUCCUAAAGCCACCUAUAGGCAGCUACCCUGUAGGCCAAUGACCACCCCAUUAAAGAGUCUUGAAACUUGACUAAGGAUUUUAGCCAAACCAGAGACUAUUUGUUGACCGCUGUUUUCGGGAGUCAAUACAGAGCCAGGUACUAGUUGGCUAGGUGAUAGGCCUUUGAUGUAGCUCUUGGAGAAUACUUUCUCCUGCGGAGAUCAUGCUAGGGGAGGGAGACCACAUGAAGUUGAGCCAUGAUCAACCCUGAUGAGGGAUAAUCACUUUCCUAGGUCUAUGAAGUACACUCAUUCUGUCUGUAGGAUGUUGCUGAUUAUCAUACUCUAAGUAUUAGAAUAACUUUAUCGCUAAUUCUAGAUGGCAGAUAACACAAUACCUAUCAUUUUAAACUUUGCAGGUGUGAAAGUUUGAUCCAAAGUUUGCAAAAUGUCAGCUAAGAUGCAGAGCAUGCCAAGCUACUUUUGUGCCAGAUGCUAUAUAUCUUCCUACUGAAUAACAUGUUGGGAUGAUUCGUCUCCAGUGACAGAAGUGAGGUCAGCGCAAGGUGUCUAUAAACACUCUUUAGUGACUGAUGUUACACACUGUUUAGAAGGAGAGGUUCAGUCCAGAUACUAAUCGCUGCCUCUCAGCGUUCUUCCCUUUCUAAGUGAAUGUCCUGUUUUUCUCUCCGUAAACUAACUUUUAAGGUCAAAUUAGCUGUUGUAAAGCACAGAAGAACAAAAAUAAAAACACUUUAUUUUUCAGAUACCUAUAACGCCAUUCAUAAAGUCAACACUCAAAAAGAACUUAAGCUAAAAACAUAGAAUUAAAGAUAAUUGAACGCCUUACAGAAUUUGGUUUGAUUUGUUAUUCUGCUUUGUUUAUUUUGGUGCAUUUAAUUUUUUUUGCACCACUACAGUGACCCCUACAGAUUCUAAGACCUAUUGGCGUUCUUUAAAUGAAAUAUUUACAGAUUAGUUCAUAACUUGUAAUAACUGAAAGUGAAGUGGAAAAAAAACAUACAUACCAUGGCCCAUUAGGAUGAUCAUGACCUGAUUUAACACUUCUGUAUGAAGGCAAGGUAGAUAAUAUAAGAAUGUAAGUUUGUUAACUGAUAAAAUAUGAUUUAAUAUUUUAAUGUAGGUUUGUCAAUUAAAAGCCAGUCUCUAUCUUCCCUACAGCUGGGAGCUGUGUUGGUGGCCACUACUUAUACAUACUGUAGGACCAGCACAUCAGGGAAUUAACUUGAGGGGCUCAUAAGCCUUCAAUUUAAUACAGUACUCAAUACAUUAAAGUUGCAGAAUGAAUUCUAUUUAAAUACAACUUGUUAACUCAGCUGAAGCAAAGUUAGUAAUGGCUCUUUAUUACCUGGGGCCCCAGACUACUCCAGAGUCCAUCCUGGAGUAUUGUCACCUGAUGGACAUGUGUUCUGGACAACUCUCCCUAAUUACUAUGGGCAUGAAAUCUGACUGCCAUACAUUACUGUAGUCUUUACUUUCCAAAAAGCCCACAUAGUCUAAAUGCAUCAAGUAAAUUAUACAUGCGACUAGUAAAUAUAAAAGAGUUCAAUUGUAUUAAAUUAUCGUUAAAGCUGCAAGAAUUCUUCUUUAAAGGGGUAUUCCCAUCUCAGACAAUGGGGGCAUAUCGCUAGGAUAUGCCCCCAUUGUCUGAUAGGUGCAGGUCCUACCACUGGAACCCGCACCUACAACGAGAACGA
Messenger RNA from Bufo bufo (common toad), 4366 nucleotides. RefSeq names its product tachykinin receptor 1 (gene TACR1). The transcript is spliced from 5 exons. The record is from RefSeq and is a predicted model, not a curated record. The coding region runs from base 396 to 1619 and encodes 407 amino acids. Gene Ontology annotation, biological process: positive regulation of flagellated sperm motility; G protein-coupled receptor signaling pathway. Gene Ontology annotation, cellular component: sperm midpiece; plasma membrane. Lineage: Eukaryota; Metazoa; Chordata; Amphibia; Anura; Bufonidae. Gene Ontology annotation, molecular function: substance P receptor activity.